Molecule: messenger RNA, 3132 nt
Organism: Nelumbo nucifera (sacred lotus)
Lineage: Eukaryota; Viridiplantae; Streptophyta; Magnoliopsida; Proteales; Nelumbonaceae
Product: receptor-like protein EIX2
Molecular function (GO): protein binding
Source: RefSeq, a predicted model, not a curated record
AUGGGGACAUGGAAAAGUUGCUGGUUCUCAAUUCUGAUAAUGCUUGUAUUCCUAACAGACGAGUUUAGUAAAAGCAAAGGAGUACUUCCAAACUCGAGUUGCUUAAGGAGAGAGCGACAAGCACUUAUCAAAUUCAAGAAAGGUCUCCAUUAUCACUUAAGCGGAGUGUCGUCUUGGGUGGGCGAAGAUUGUUGUGCAUGGUUUGGAGUUGGAUGCGAUAACACUACAGGUCAUGUUUUGAAGCUCAACCUUCAUAGCUCCGAACUGUCUGGUGAGGUAAAUCCCUUCCUACUCGAUCUAAAACACUUGAAUUACCUGGAUCUAAGCGGUAACACUUUCCUAGGUGAAAUCCCAAGUUUCUUGGGUUCCAUGAAAAAUUUGAGGUACCUUAAUCUCUCCUCUUCACUCUUCUCUGGAGUCGUUCCUCGUCAUCUUGGAAACCUCUCAAGCUUAAAACAGCUUGAUCUUGGAGGAAAUCCAAACCUUAUCAUUGAUAACCUACAGUGGCUUUCUCAUCUGUCUUCCCUGCAACACUUGGAUUUGUCUACAGCUAUGUUCCAGAGGGUGAGUGGUUGGUUAUAUAUAAUCAACAUGCUUCCUUCACUUUCAAAGUUAUUCUUAUCUGAUUGUCACCUUGGCGACAUCCCCAUUCCUCUUCUGCAUGUGAAUUUAACAUCACUAAGAGUUCUUGAUCUUAGUGGAAAUGGAUUCAAUUCCACAGUUCCUCGUUGGUUGUUAAAUCUUACCGACCUUGAGCAACUUGACCUAAGUGAAAAUGAGUUCAAAGGCGAGAUACCAAGUACUUUGCAGGAGCUCUCCAACUUUCUUCCUUCUCUUUCAGAGUUAUUCUUAUCUGAUUCGGGACUACUUGCUGCCAACAUCCCGAGUCCGACUGCACACCACAUCAACUUCACAUCGCUUGCAGUUCUUGAUCUUAGUGGGAAUGGAUUCAAUUCCACGAUUCCUCGUUGGUUGUUCAAUCUUACCAACCUUGAACAAACUGACCUAAGUAGGAAUGAAUUCAAAGGCGAGAUACCAAGUACGUUGCAGGAGCUGUCCAAUUCUCUUCCUUCUCUUUCAGAAGUAUUCUUAUCUGAGUGUGGACUUGCUGCUAGCAUCCUCAUUCCUCCUCUCCAUGUCAACCUCACAUCGCUUGUGGUCCUUGAUCUUAGUCGGAAUGGAUUCAAUUCCAUAAUUCCUGCUUGGUUGUUUGAUCUUACCAACCUUGAACAACUCGACUUAAGUGAAAAUGGCUUUGAAGGAAAGGUACCGAGUACAUUGAAGGACCUCUGCAACUUGCGCAAAUUAGAUUUAUCACAAAAUAGACUUAGGGGAGAGAUAUUUGAAUUUCUGGGGCCUUCCUUGGAGUACAUAUACCUUUCUUUCAACUCAUUUUCUGGACAAAUCCCUGCAUCACUUGAAUUAUUCUCAUCCCUGAAAUCAUUAGAUCUUUAUUCUAAUAAUUUUAGUGGAACUGUUCCGAAAAGCCUUGGCCAACUCUCAGAACUGGAAAUUUUGGAUAUCUCAAAUAACUCUUUGAAUGGCGUCUUAUCUGAACUUCAUUUUACUAAUCUCGUGAAGUUAAAAGUGCUAGCUAUCUCCUCUAAUUCGUUGAAAUUGAAUGUGAGCUUGGAAUGGUCUCCCCCUUUCCAGUUGCAAUCCAUUAGAAUGGCAUCAUGCAAAUUGGGGCCAGGGUUCCCUUUGUGGCUUCAAACACAAAAGAUCCUCUUUGUUCUUGACAUGUCCAACACGAACAUCUCAGGUACCAUCCCUGACUGGUUCCCUAGCAUAGCUGAUACUAUCUGGUACCUUGAUCUCUCCAACAACUUGAUUUCUGGACAUAUUCCCUCAAGCAUGGGCUAUUUUCUUCCUGAGAUGCUGUUCUUAAUUCUUUCUGAUAACCGGAUCACAGGUAGCAUACCCGUGUCAUUUUGCAAAGCCAGAAAGUUGAUGUUUCUUGAUCUCUCAAACAACCAGCUAUCUGGACAGCUUCUUCAGUGUUGGGAGAAUUUCGAUUACUUGUUUAUGUUGGAUUUGGCAAGUAACAAUCUAUCUGGACAAAUUUCAAGUUCAAUGGGUUCUCUACAUGGUCUCGUGUCUUUACAUUUGAGCAAGAACAAUUUUUGCGAAGAGAUCCCAUUUGCUUUGAACAAUUUAACAAAAUUGAUUAUUCUUGAUCUUGGUGAGAAUGAAUUAUCUGGGAGAAUCCCUCCAUGGAUGGGCAAGAACCUAACAAAUCUACAUAUUCUCAGACUUGGGUCAAAUAAUUUUCAUGGUGGUAUUCCUCCACAACUCUGUCAAGUAGAGCAUCUACAAAUAUUAGACCUUGCACACAAUAAUCUAUCUGGAACCAUCCCUCGUUGUUUUGGCAAUCUUACUGCCAUGGUUUUGAAUCCGAAUACCACAAAAGAUAUUUUAAAUCUCGACUUUGGUAAUCUGCAUGUUGUCAUGGAUGGAGCCUUUCACUGGAAUCAAAGAAACCUGGAUGAUAGACUACUUAAAUUCAGCUACGACGAGAAGAUCGAUGUCUCUACAAAAGGAAGACAACUUGAGUAUACCAAGACACUUUCGCUUCUAACUAGCUUGGACCUCUCAAACAAUAACUUGGGUGGAGAGAUACCAGAAGAACUAACAAAUCUUCAUGGACUGCAGAGUUUGAAUUUAUCAGAAAACCAUUUGAUCGGAAGGAUUCCAAAGAACAUCGACAGAUUAACAAGUUUGGAAUCUCUUGAUUUAUCGAGAAACCAACUCUCCGGUGGAAUCCCUCCAAACGUGUCUGCUUUACACUUCCUUGGUCGCCUGAACUUAUCCUUCAACAACCUGUCCGGCCCAAUUCCACUGACCGGUCAGCUCGAAACCCUUGACGACUCAUCCAUUUACAUGGGCAACCCCGACUUAUGUGGAGCUCCAACCGGAAGGAGAUGCACAGGACUUGAUUUGGUUAAUAAUGGUACAGAACUGGUUGGUAGCCCAAGUGGAAAAGGAGAUGAUGAUGAAGAUGAAGCACUGUGGUUCUACAUCGGCUUGGCUGCAGGGUUUGUAGUUGGGUUUCUGGGAGUUUGUAUUAAUUUGUUGUUGAAUAAAUCUUGGAGGAAUGCGUGGUUUAGGUUUUGUGUUACCGUUGGAAAGUAA